Molecule: messenger RNA, 2031 nt
Organism: Olea europaea var. sylvestris
Lineage: Eukaryota; Viridiplantae; Streptophyta; Magnoliopsida; Lamiales; Oleaceae
Exons: 4
Coding region: 1-2031 (676 amino acids)
Biological process (GO): DNA integration
Molecular function (GO): RNA-DNA hybrid ribonuclease activity; nucleic acid binding
Source: RefSeq, a predicted model, not a curated record
AUGAAGCUCAACCCAAAGAAAUGUGUAUUUGGUGUAGCUUCGAGAAAAUUUUUGGGCUUCAUGAUCACUCACCGGGGGAUAGAAGCAAACCCCGAUAAGAUCCAAGCCUUGGCAACAAUGGAAUUGCCUAGAACUAAGAAAGAGGUGCAAAAAUUAAUGGGUAGGGUAGCAGCCCUAAAUAGGUUCAUGUCCCGAGCAGCAGACAGGAGCUUCCCUUUCUUCAAAGUUCUUAGAGGCAGCCAAUCCUUUGAAUGGAAUGAAGAGUGUGAAAAGGCUUUUCAAGAGCUCAAACAGACAUUAACGUCUCUUCCUAUCCUCACUAAAUCAGAGCCCGGGGAUACUUUGUUAUUGUACUUAGCCGUGUCUCAAAACGCAGUAAGCGGCGUCUUGGUGAAAGAGGUCAAUAGAGCCCAACAACCCAUUUACUACAUAAGUAAAGUCCUACUUGAUGCAGAGACCAGGUACACUUUGGCUGAACAACUUGCGCUUGCCCUAAUAGUGGCAACGCGAAAGCUUCAUCAAUAUUUUCAGUCUCAUCCCAUUAUGGCAAUUGAACUUGGAGAGUUUGACCUAGAGUUCAAACCCUGUCUGUCCAUUAAAGCCCAAGGCUUAGCGAAUUUCAUUGCAAAACUCAUCCCAAGGCCUCGGGGGCCAGAUGAGAGCUCGAGCACUACAACAAAUGUUUUGGCAAAUUUUCAUGGAUGGAGAUCAAACUCCUUAGGCUCGGGUGUUGGGGUCAUCAUCACAGGCCCGGACAUGCUCAUUGACAUUCAGUGUGCACUCAAGUUCAAAUUCGAGGCAACCAAUAAUGAGGUGGAGUAUAAGGCUAUCAUCAUAGCCAUGGAACUUGUCAUUAAUCUCGAACUUGAAAGCAUCAAAAUUUUUAGUGAUUCCCAGUUGGUGAGGUGUGAAAUUGUGAAGAUUGCCCGGGCUGACAAUCUCAAGGCAGAUGCCAUAUCAAGGCUAGUGUUCAUGGAAGUAGAUGGACUUGACAGAGCAAUACAUAUCAGACUUGUGACCGAGACUAACAUCAAUCCAACCAUUGAGGUCAUGGACAUUGAUCAUGAGUCAUCAUGGAUGGACCCAAUUGUGGAUUUCAUAACAAAUGACAAUCUUCCAGAGGAUCCUCAAGCAGCAAGGAAUGACCGGUUAAAAGCUCCAAGGUAUUGCAUUAUUGAUGGGGUCUUAUUUUGCAGAAGCCUCACACUUCUGUACCUUAGGUGCUUUAAGCCUUCGGUAUCCUCCCAAGCCCUAGCAAAAGUUCAUGAAGGAGUAUGCGAGAACCAUCAAGGAGCUCGGGCAUUAGCCUUAAAACUCAUAAGAUACGGGUAUUACUGGCCUACCAUGAAGAAAGAUGCCGUAGAAUAUGUGAAGGAGUGUGACAAGUGCCCGAGGUUCGGGAUACCGAAGGUCCUCAUAACUAAUUACAGCCGGCAGCUUGACAAUGUACAAUUCAAGGAUUUCUGUUCCAACCUAGGUGUUGACCACUGCCUGACGUCAAUUUCUCAUCCCCGAAGUAAUGUUCUAGCCGAGGUCACCAAUCGAAUUAUAUUACAAGACCUCCGAACAAGGAUUGGAGAUGUAAGAGGUUCUUGGUCCGAUGAGUUGCCUUCCAUACUUUGGACAUACAGAAUAUCCCACAGGACCAUCACCGUGGAGAUCCCUUUCAUGUUAGCUUUCAAAAUCGAAGCUAUCAUUCCCAUUGAAAUAAGGUUACCCAGCCGAAGAAGACUUAAUCUCGAAGAAGCAGGGCACACCACUGAACAUCUCGACCUCUUGGAAGAAGUUUGUGAUCAGGCAGCUUUAAGAAUGGUCUCUUACCAAGAUAGAACAACAAAGCAUUUUAAUAGAAAGGUAAGGCCGCGAAGAUUUAAAGUUAGAGAUUUGGUGUUGAGAAGGGCUAAAGCCGCUGGUCAUGCUCCGGGAAAACUCGGACCAGUUUGGGAAAGGCCCUUUGAAGUCAUACGACGGCUCCCAGGAGGUGAAUUCAGUUUAAAGGAUACUUCGAAAAGACCGCUCCCAAGAUCUUAG